AUGGACAGGUCAAGGCUGGAGAUCGAUCCGCAUGGGUACGAGAGAGCAGUCUUGCAAGUCCCACCGACAAAGAAGCGUCCCAAACAAGAGCCACAUGCUCCUCAACUGGUCAUUGACGAUCGCGGAUAUGCCAGAGCAGUCUUACCAAACAAGAAAGUGCGUUUGGGCAAUUCUCUUGCUGUCCACAUGCGAAUCGGGCUGUAUCCAGAGUCGUAUGAGCGGACCAAGUUGCCAGAAGAAGAUCUGGAUGUCAAGGUCGAGGAACUUCCUCUUCCAGCCUCGCACCUUUAUCGUGGUGAUAGCCCUCUUAUCCACACGCCUGCAACCCCACAAAAUGUCAAUUUGCCUCUGCUUCCUGCACCCUCGCACCAUCAUAGUUUCAAGGUCGAAGAAAUAGGAAAGCUUGAACCACGCACGGCGGGAGAAGCCCAGGACCAGCAAGAGAUGCAUCAAGUGGGUCCCAUUCCAUUGUUGUUGCCACCAGUCAUUUGGAUCAAGCGAGGCGACGAAUACACUCGUCUUCGAUACGCAGUCGAUAUCUUGACCAUCAAGGGCGAGAAAUACGUCAGGGUCGACGAGACACACUUGUUGUUCGCUGUCAAUGCCCAUUGGCUUCAAACUGGUGAGAAUGUCACCACUCGCCAACCGCCAUACCGCCAUUGGCAAGCCGGCAGGCGCUUUGGUCGUCCUGAGAUCCUCUUCAUGUUGUAUCCACUUGGAGAAUGGGCAUAUACACCCCUCAACAACCGCCGCAAAAAGGCCCCUCAAGAAUUCCGCCCCAAGUUGGACAAUUACGGUCGGGUUCUCUUAAAUGCAUUCGACCGACCGUUGAAAUUCUCAAACAUCAUGCCUGAACAGGUCAGCACGGAGAUCGAAGGUUGGGAAAUGGAAGCCAUUUGUCGCUUGGAUCCAGAUAUCUGCCAUCAAGAUUUCAUUGAUCGAAUGCUUCUGAAUCCUGGUCACGGCAAGGUUCGGCCCAGCAAAGGCGCACUGAACCAUCGCCGUCGUCGGGAUCGUAUCAAGAUGCGAAUCCUCCCCUGGCCUCUGCCUCGACAGCUCAGCUAUUCUGAUCAACAAGUCGUCAAUGGGUUAACUCAGUGGCAAAUGGAGAACAACACGACCGUAGGGCUAAAAGACCUGUCAAAGGACGAGAUCGAGAUGCAAGAGGCGAUUAUGUAUGGCGGGCACUUUGAGCGGUCCGGGGCCAAUGCACAGAAUGAUGAAGCAAGAUUGGAGCGGCUUUGGGCCAACCUGACGCUUGUGAGGACCAAGUUUGCGGAGGAUUCGGCGGAGGUGAGGAUGAUCAAAAACAGAAUUGCUGUGCAGCUGGCAAAAAUGGGGCUGCAGUAUGAUCAUCGUGUGUGGGACGCUGAUGUCGAUGCAUAG
Messenger RNA from Cladophialophora psammophila CBS 110553, 1386 nucleotides. RefSeq lists its product as uncharacterized. The transcript is spliced from 2 exons. Lineage: Eukaryota; Fungi; Ascomycota; Eurotiomycetes; Chaetothyriales; Herpotrichiellaceae. The record is from RefSeq and is a predicted model, not a curated record. The coding region runs from base 1 to 1386 and encodes 461 amino acids.